Heterobilharzia americana is the source of this 5451-nucleotide messenger RNA. The record is from the annotation of a GenBank genome assembly. Lineage: Eukaryota; Metazoa; Platyhelminthes; Trematoda; Strigeidida; Schistosomatidae.
GCAUAUUCGUGUCCGCCAUGUUUUCUCCCUGGGGCUUUUGAUUUCUACAGAUAAUACUGAUUUCCAUACAGCACGCGCUUUCGUUAUCUUCGUUCCCAACCUAUGGGAUUGGCUAAUUGGGCUUUUGCUCGUAUCUCAACUGAUUGACUGAUUUUUUCAUACCAAGCAUCAAACCGAUUUCUUUUAUUAAAUAAGAUUGGCAGUACAUUCGCGGAGAUUUUUACGGUAAGUGUUUUAUAAGAAUGUUUCAGCGCGCCACCUAUGCACAUUGAUGAAAUCGUAGUUCAUUAGUUUAAGCAUGCUAGUACCAGCUACUGAGUCGUACAUUCGAAAUCAUUCCAACUUCAGCCUGGAUCACAGCGUAGUAUUAUAAGUUGUCAUAUACCAGAUGUAGUUUGUAGCUUAGUACAAGGUGCAUUGCAAAAUUGCUGAGUUGCAUCAUUUAAUAUUUUUAUUCAAUAUUAUUCGUUGUAGUUAGAAAUAACUGCAGAUAUGUGGUUUUAAUAGGAGCGGGGGGACUAAAUGCUGAGAUUGUUUUUUCCGCAUUAAAGCACCAUUGGUUUAGGGAGCUGACUUUCAACCAGUGAGGCAUAGGUCCGAACUCUCCAUUUACCGAGGUUUGGGCAGUCAAAUAGUAUCAUAAGCCCCCACAAUAGGUGUGGGUCAUUACCUACUGCAUGAAUGUACACAAGAUCGCAGAGCAGAUUUCUGUUUUUUUGGAUAUAUAUAAUGCUAUGAGCUGCACAUUUUACGCUCACGUUUUGGUACCACCUGUUUUCUAUGUUUUCUUAGAAUUUCUUUUAUUCUCUAGGUAGGUUUUCAGUGAAAAGAAACUGACAGUAGUCUGUUAGUGAUAUUUGUAAACUUAAUUUUGUGUAUAUUGGAUUUAAAAUGAUGACUUUUAGGAUAAGAUCUGGGCAUCUGAAUACAUUGCCUAAUUAAUCCUGCUACAGGCUGAGAUAGCAAUAUGGUCAAAUUAAUGUUAUCAUACUUUACCAUGUGACAAAGUUUAAAAGUAGGACUUACGGAUAUUGUAAGUUAUCAGCUCAGCAUCAUUGAUUCAGUAAAACCUCCAAGCAAUCGAAACAAAACAUUCAUAGCCUGAAACGGCGAAAAACGGAAAAAAGCGGUAGGAAUACAAUCUUGGGAAAAUAGUAACAACAGAAAAACCAAGUAAGGCGUUUUUAUUGUUGGGUGUGCAUAUAUACUAACUCAAAUUCGUUCGUAUAUAGAAACGCGAUCAAAAACAUGAAAUGUUGGUAGAUUUUGCAGAUGAAACAUUCUGGUGCUUUUCUAUAUAUCGCGUCUCCAUUUCAUCUUAACAGGCAAUUCUCAACGGCAUCAAGUAUAUACACUGUAUUCCCUCAGUUUUACCUAUCAAUAGAUAACAACUAUGUUUAUUUUAUUGUUUUUUUUUGAGGGGGUUUUCGCUUGCUGCAAAGAAUUUCUUUCUAUUCUCGAACCAAAAUAAGAUUUCAGCUGUUUAAACUGUAACGAGCGAAGUGGUUAAACGUACUGACUGUUUUACGUGAUAGGAAGAUAUGCUAUCACAGGCAGUCUGCCAACAAUACCGUGAGACGAAUUGUUGACAUCCCCUGCCAUUUAUUUCCAGUUGAACUUUUAAGUUUCACAGUUUACCAGCAUUUCUGUUUUCUUCACUUCUGUAGUAGAAUACCUUCCAUUACUGCUCACAAAUUGCUUUCAAUUCCUUUUUGCUUCCGAAAAUUAUCUUCAAAGUUAUGCAUUCCGAUCUCAAAUUACACAAACUUAAUUAUGAAUUUACUUUGUGGUUUAGUAGCAUAGACCGUAACCGUUUCAUGUACACAAUCCCUCAUAAAAUUGGUUUUGCUCACGAAGGCAACUAUUCUCACUAUGCAGUACUUACGUACUAAUACUGUUGACUUCAUCUAUUCAAAAAUCGUGACAAGAAAUAUUACAUUUUUGCCGGGAAUUAAAUAACAUGCAAACAAGUCCGUUUUUCUUACCUAAAAUUGCUUUUAAUGAUGACCAUCGUUUGAUCAUUGUAAGUUUGAAUAAGACUAUUCACCAACUUUUGAUUUACAGUUGUCAAUUUCUUGGAUGCUUUGCAAGAUGGUCAUAAAAGCAGUGUAGAAUUUCCUUCUUAUUCGUUUCAGAUAUGCAGCCACACUGGCCUAUCAUUGCUGCAAUUUCAGGCCAUCCAACUAUCGCUAACGGUCCAGCAAUAUCAAUCGAUCGUCAUAUCUCCGGCCCUGUAGAUUCCAACAGCAUGCUAAUCGGUGCGCUCACUCCUGGUUACGUACGCCCAACCCUUUCCUCCAAUGUUUUACCUGGUUCUUCCAUCCCUUCAGCACCUGGUGGAUACAGCCCGCACCACGGUCUUGUUUAUCCAUUUCCUCACUCAUUCUCUGUUGGUGCCCAUCAACCCCUUGAACCACCUGUUGUCGGGCGUCAGUUCCCUAAUGCGACAAUAAAUCCUUCUUUUCAUAUACAGCACUUCCAGCAGCCAGUUUCUCAACCUUUACAGCUGCCUCACCCACCUGUACCUUAUGGUCAAUCACUAUCAUAUUUGGCACCUUCUUUGGUAACAGCAAUGGGAAAUGGUAGUCUUGGUCACAUACAACAAACUUAUGCAAAUGUACCAGCACAAGCACCAUUGGCAGUUAGUAUGUCAGCGAGCUGUCGCACGUUUGAUUCGCUAAAACAUUUCGGUGCUGUUCCUCAAACACACCAUGGUCGUCGAAAUAAAUCAACUGUCACUUCAAAAACCAACCUGUAUAUCAGUGGAUUAAGUGAAUCUGAUACAGAUGAUACGGUCCGCUCUCUUGUCGAGAAUAUUGUUCAACCAAAAUCAUGUAAAGCCAUGGUGGUAAAUGGGAGAUGCAGAGGUUCUGGUUUCAUUGAUUGCGCCUCUGAAGAAGAUGCUGAAAAAGCUAAAGCACACAUCUUGGAAUAUGCAAGAACAAAUGGACGCAAAUUAUCAGUUAAAUAUGCGUAUGAGAAUGAAAAAGACCUCCUAAAUGUUUAUGUGCGCAAUCUGCCACGUGAAGGCUUCACAAAAGAGAUGCUAGAAAAUUUAUUUCAGAAAUUUGGUCAUGUUACCUCAGUGAAGCUGCUUGAAACAGCCAAUGGGUUUACAGGAAUUGGUUUUGUUCGUUUCGCCACUGCUGAACAAGCGGAAAAAGCAGUUGAACAAAUGAAUGAAGCAAAGCAUAUUGUUCGAGGUGGUGAUAAACCAAUUACUUGCAAAUUGGCUGAUAAAGCAGAUCCUAGACGCCGUAAUCCCGCUCCUAAUGCUCAAGCUUUUGUCGCUGCUGCAGGUUUACAUCCACAAAUUCCUGUUGCCAGUCAUAUGACUCGUACUACUCAAGGCUUGUCUAGUCUUGCUUCGUUGCAAGCUCUAGGGCAAGCUCAGCAACCUGGAUUCACUCCUCAAUUUCCUUUAGCUGCACAGCUAGUACAACCUUUCCAGCAGAACCCUGUUGUUGUUCCUAAUAUUCAUUCAUCGACAGUUUCCUCACAAAACCGCAAUGUUCUAUUAUCAUCAACAUUAUUACAAAAUGGCCCAUCUGGUACUGCUGUUCCCCUUUCAUUUUCAAGUGGAGGUAAUAGUCAACAAAGUGUCUCCACAGCCUCUUAUCGGACUAACUUUGUUGGAGUGCCUCAAGGUCAAGUUCCUGCUAGUGUUCAACCAAAUCACAAUGCUACAGUUGUGGCUGGUUAUGCAGAUUCACCUUUCAGCCGUUCUAAAUCGUGUAUCAAUGUUCAGUCGGGAAACUUUCCUACAAACAACCCAACUCUUUACUUGACAAAUGGGAACUCCUCUCAAUCUACACAAGGUGCUUUCCAGUCUCUUGUCUACGGGACAGCUGCAACUUCCAAUUAUCAGACGGGUUUAUCCUAUGUUCAUCAUCAACAGUCACAACCAAUUCCUACUGUUGCAAGUAGUUCGCAAAUGGUUAUUCUGACACCAGCCCCAAUUAAUUGUCUCUAUCAAUCGUCAAAUGGAUCUUCAUCAUCAACCUAUCCGACAGGUAUUUUAUCCGUAAGUGGUCAUCAAAAGCCACUUCUUUCCUCAAACAUACCCACCAAUUGCCAAGUACAAAACAUACAAUGCAACUCAUCUUCCAUCUCAGAAACUACGAAUCUAAACUCUGUUGGUUCGAUCACUUCUGAAUUUCAGAUGUUAUCGUUUAAUUCACCAACUAGUACUUGCAUAUCUCGCUCGAAUUUGAUAACUGAUGUUGUGCCACUAUGUGAUGCACAAGAUUGGCCAAACGUUAGUACGCAAAAACUGUGUCCUAUAAGUUCAAUCAACUCUUCGGAAAGUGAUGCAGCUUGUCAAACCACAGUUCUUCAAAAUUCACACGACAUAACUAUGUCAAGUAAUAUGAGUAUUUAUACAACCACGCAAAAUACCGUUACAUCUGGUGCAACCGAGCUAGUUGAUGCCCAGUGUUAUUCUAACUCUGGUCAAGAAAGUAUACGUGCAUCGAAUUUGGUUGGUUUAUCAAGCCUGUCCAAUGAAGUCCCUUCACCUGAUCCUUCAAAUCACCCUUCCGUCUCAAGCUCUACAUAUGUAGCCGGGGCUCAUUUCUCUUCUCAUAAUCUAGAAAUAAAUGGUUCAUCUAAUACAGAAUGUCAGCUAGAUGUUCAACCGCAGAAGAAAAGCAACGAUAAAAAACGGGAUUCUUCAUCCAAUUCAGGUGUCUGUAGCCGUCGUUGUAGUGAGGUCAGCUUAAAUGACACCUCAUCUGCAUCUAUACCACUAAAUAGAAAAAAGAAAAAUCCUUAUUCGACCUCCAGUAUAAGUGGUAAACAAAAUUCACGGUCCCCACCAAAGAAAGAUCCAAUUGUUGUUUCUGAGGUUCGUAUGCCUACUCAGUGCACUCUGAUGCAUCCACCAUCUCCUUAACAUAGUCUUACUUCUUUUAACCGAUGCUUCUGAAGCAUCUUUUCAGGUCGAUAGAUUGUUUGUAAUAAAUCGCAUUUCUAUGUGGUCAGUUGAUGCACUCACUGAUUUUGUUUUAGAUACUACGAAGCAAGUGUAAAUAUGUCUUUUUCUUCUUAAGCCACCUUGUAAAUGACUUUACAAUCAAUGUUUCUGUUUGUUGUUUUGUGAUUUUCUGUCGUACUACUUCUCCCAACUUCUAAAAGACAAUCUGUCAAUUUUUAGGGUCAGCAGAUAAAUGUUCGUCUAGGCGAUAUUAAAAUUUGUCAAGAGCUCAAGUAAAGACCAUCGUGAAAGUUUAAAUGAUCAUUUAAUUAAACUGAGGACUAUUUGUGUAUCUUAAUUGCUUAGUUUGCAAAAAUACGCUUCCCUCACUUAUUAUUUUGUACUUUUGGUCAAAAUGUCAACUUUUUUGACUUUGAAUUACGUUAAGCAACGUAUGAGGUUAACAUUCUAGGCUACGGUGAAGACUGACUGUGAAAAGUUUGUUUUUUACUAUAAAAGAAGUAUGUUGACGACCU